UCAUUCGAACAUGAAAUUCACGAUUCACAAAUUUACUUGUUCAUUCAUUCAGUCGUCAACAUCUGUUGAGGAAGGUUGUGCUUACGCAAGUAAGUAGGGAAAUUACGCGCUAACUUCGUAUACGCCAUUCGGUUUUGCGAAUUAUUGUGGAGAUUUUGUGAUUAAUCAAAUAAAGUGAAAAUUGGUGGUUGAAGAUACCAGGAAUAAAAAGGGAUUUAUUUAUCACUAUUUUUAUGACGUUCGAGUGCGCCAGUGAGAGCAUGCCGUCGCGCGCCCGCUGCGAGCGCGUGCCGCCCGCCGACGGCGGCGGCUGGACCGCGCUGCACCUCGCCGCCUUGCAGGAGGACGACUUGCCAUUAGACCCGCGGUCGUGGGGCCGCGCGGAGGUGGGCCGCUGGGUGGCGCGGCGCGGCGGGCUGCCCGAGCGGUUCCCCAUGAACGGGAAGGCGCUCUGCCUCAUGACCAAGGAGAUGUUCGCCAGCCGCGUGCCGCACUCCGGCCACGCGCUGCACCAGGAUUUCAGAAGAAGAUUAGCAAAGGCGUUGGCCCUUCAGGAGUUGUUCGAGAAGAUGUCGCCUAUGUAAUGUACAAACAGGAAUGUUUGGAACUUCCCCAGGAUCGUCCUUUCUGAAUCGAUUUUUAUAAUUGGACUGGAGGCAGUGGACGUGCGUGUAUAUAACACUGUUGUAAUAUAUACAUAUUUUUCUAUCGACUUAAGAGAAUCGUGUUAGUGAAUUAAAAACAAAUACUUUAAUGAGAAAUUAUCAAAUGUAGGCAUGUGUAGGUGUGCUUUGUUAUUUUACAAGGUUUCUCGAAAUAGUGGCAGGUGUUAAUUGUAAUUCGACAUUUUUAACAAAUUCUGCUUUCUACAUUCAUGUUUCAUUUACAGGAUAGCAGUGCAGUAGUUUGUUUUUUAUUUGGUAGAUGGCGCGUUGUUAAAAAUGUUGGAAAUUGGCAAAGCGCCAGAUACAGCUCGCUCCACCACUUUGCUAGAUUGCUAGUAAUGCAGAUUACCAGUCCCGUUGCUAACAAUCCACCCUAUCAUGUCGAUCUCCACAUGGUUCCCCCUGGUAACCAUCGCGGUUACCAGGUUUCUAGUGGAAUUCGUUACGAUGGGCUAACUGACCUGCUUUCAUUCUCACCUAUCACUUGUCACUGGUGCCCCGCCAGUGUAUACCGAUAGCACAGGCGGGUUACCAUACCACUAUCAACCAUUAAAAUAAAACAGUUUGUCCUAUUGGAAGGUUAAAUAUUUCAAGCUAAACUAUUUUCUAAUACAAUAUGUGAUGGAAAAAAUAUUGCAGUCACCAAUCUAUUCUAUUUUUAUUUUAGUGAUGGAGAUAUCACAUGAUAUCCUUCCAUUACCGUUCUUAUUAUUAUGUUCCUAUUAUAUAUAU
Messenger RNA from Galleria mellonella (greater wax moth), 1397 nucleotides. It is a transcript of the gene edl, whose product is annotated as transcription factor ETV7. NCBI's taxonomy places the organism in Eukaryota, Metazoa, Arthropoda, Insecta, Lepidoptera, Pyralidae. The record is from RefSeq and is a predicted model, not a curated record. Gene Ontology annotation, molecular function: sequence-specific DNA binding. The transcript is spliced from 4 exons. The coding region runs from base 234 to 584 and encodes 116 amino acids.